Messenger RNA from Dictyostelium discoideum AX4, 1911 nucleotides. RefSeq lists its product as hypothetical. NCBI's taxonomy places the organism in Eukaryota, Evosea, Eumycetozoa, Dictyosteliales, Dictyosteliaceae. The record is from RefSeq and is a predicted model, not a curated record. Bases 1 to 1911 code for a protein of 636 amino acids. The transcript has a single exon.
AUGGAAAAAUAUUUAUUUGAUUGGAUUAAAAAUUCAGAGAGUGAUAAUAAAUCUAAUAAAUUAUUGGAUUCAAUUUUAAUUUUAUCACUCAAUGGUUUAUUAAUAUCAUGUGAACCACUUAUAGAACUCCAUAAUAAAUUUAUAAAUAAUAAUAAUAAAAAUAAUAAUAAUAUUGAAAAUUCAUUUUAUGGAUUAAAUUCAAAACAAUUAAUAUUACUAGGUGAUCAAUUAAAAUUAUUAAAAAAAAAAAAUAGUAAUGAAAAAAUUAUUGAAAAAAUAAAAAAUAAUUGUGGUUAUAAUGCAAAUAAAUUUAAUAUUAUAAUUGAAAAUAAUUUAAUAUAUAAUUUAAAUAAUAAUAAUAAUUUAAAUGAUAAAAUUAAUAAUUGUAAUAAUAAUAAUAAUAAAAAUAAUAAUAAUAAUAAUGAAAUUGAUUUAUUUUUUAAAAUUUGGAGAAAUAAAAUAAUUAAAAAAGAAAUAUUAUUUCAAAAUAGAUUAUUUAAUAUUCAUUCUUGUCAAAUUAAAAUGACAAUAAAUCAACUUUUAAAUUAUAAAUAUAAAGAAUAUUUAAAAUCAAUUUUAAUUACAACUAAUACUACAACCAAUAUGAAUAAUGAUGAUGGUGAUGGUGAUGAAAUAUUGGAACAAAAAGAUGAAAUUAUAUCAAGAGGAAUGAUACCAAAUAAUAUUGAAACACUUGAAUUUGAUUAUAAUUUAAAUCCAAUAAUACAAGAGAAUAGUUUACCAAAUUCAAUUGAAACAUUAAUAUUUAAUAAGGGUUUUAAUAGGGAAUUAAUGAAUUUACCAAAUCAAUUAAAAACACUUGAAAUUGGUCAAUCAUUUACUCAUACCAUUAAACCCGGUCAAUUACCACCAACUUUGACAAAUUUAAAUAUUUCAAAAACUUUCAAUGGAAUAAUUAUACCAGAUGGAGCAAUACCAAAAUCAGUUACAAGUGGUAAUGUUUUUCACAAAUUUGAUUCAUUUGGUAAUAAAUAUAGAAUCAAUACAGAUAUUAGAGUACCUAAGAAUUGUACAUCCUUAAAGUUUGAUAGAUUCUUUAAUCAGUUUUUAAAAGUUGGUGAUAUUCCAUCCAAUGUUCAAUCAAUAAAAUUUGGUUAUCACUUUAAUAAUUGUUUAAAAGAGAAUGUUUUACCAACAUCAUUACGUACUUUAAAAUUUGGAUCAUGUUAUAAUGUUGCAUUUGAUGAAUAUAAUAAAACAUUACCCGAGGGUUUAGUUAAUCUCGAAUUCUCAUCUUACUGGAACCAAGAUUUAAAAGAUUGUCAAAUUCCAUCAACACUUGAAUCAAUUUCAUUUGGUUCAACAUUUGAUAGAGAAAUUCAAGGUUUAAGUAAAAGUAAUUUAAAAUCUUUAAAAUUUCAUCAACUUGGAUUUUUUGAUAAACCAAUUUCAAUCGAUCAAUUACCAUUUAAAUCAUUAACUUCUUUAAGUUUGGGUGGGUCUUUUAAUCACCCAAUUAAGGGUUGGUUAAAUAAAUUAGUAAAUUUAAUUCAUUUAGAUUUAGGUACUGCUUUUGCUCAACCAAUUGAAAAUAAUGAUUUACCAAUGUCCGUAACAUCAUUACGUUGUUUAUUCCAACGUCAAAAAAUUUUAAAUAAUUCAAUUUUACCUCCUUUAAAAAAAAUGAUAUUCCCUUUUGGAAAUAAUGGAAAUAAUAAUAAUAACUAUAAUUAUUUAGAUUUAUCAAAAUUACAAUUACAAUCACAAUCAAUACCAUUAUUACCGAAUACCUUAGAGAUUUUAGAUAUUGCUAAUUGUAGAGUAUCUUUCUCAUAUGAAAAUUUACCACCAACUUUAAAAAUAAUUUAUUAUUCAAAUUCUGAUAUUGAUUAUUUAAAUUCAAUUGAUGAUAAUUUAUUUACAACUUAUUUUAAAUUAUAUAAUAAUUAA